AUGAUUAUCACUGGAGUCGAGAUCAUCAACCGCCAGUUGGUGCGCAAUCUACGAAAUAUCACUCAGCAACAACAGCCAUGCGGUAUCGAUCUUACUUUACGCCAAGUCUCCCGAUGGAACUCAGCGGCUACCAUUGAUUUCGAUAACACGAAACGUCAAACAGCCAAGACUUCUAGUUUACCUUUCGACGAAACCAACCGCACAAUCACCCUACAGCCAGGCGCUUACUUGGUCGAUUUCAAUGAGACCGUUCGAACCCCACGGAACUGUAUGGGCAGUGUCUUCCCUCGAUCUUCAUUGUGGCGGUCCGGUGUGGGAAUUGCUGCGGGUGUGGUUGACGCCGGUUACGAAGGUGCCAUGGGAGCUUUGCUGGAAGUCAAAAAUCCGUAUGGUGUGAUUCUUUAUCAGAAUGCCAAGCUUGCACAGAUAGUUUUCGAAGAAUUGGGGGACACGGUCGAGGGAUACAGCGGUAUUUACCAGUCCUCGGCGAGUGUUGGACAUGGGACAAGAGCAGUGUAA
Messenger RNA from Penicillium nucicola, 519 nucleotides. Its product is annotated as putative dUTPase. NCBI's taxonomy places the organism in Eukaryota, Fungi, Ascomycota, Eurotiomycetes, Eurotiales, Aspergillaceae. The transcript has a single exon. Bases 1 to 519 code for a protein of 172 amino acids. The record is from RefSeq and is a predicted model, not a curated record.